Molecule: messenger RNA, 1922 nt
Organism: Exophiala viscosa
Lineage: Eukaryota; Fungi; Ascomycota; Eurotiomycetes; Chaetothyriales; Herpotrichiellaceae
Product: 3-hydroxyphenylacetate 6-hydroxylase
Exons: 1
Coding region: 207-1790 (527 amino acids)
Molecular function (GO): oxidoreductase activity, acting on paired donors, with incorporation or reduction of molecular oxygen; iron ion binding; monooxygenase activity
Source: RefSeq, a predicted model, not a curated record
CCAUCGGAAUGUUGGAGGCACAAGUUUGCACCCAGGCAUUUCUCCAUCCCCACUUCACGCAACCAUUCCGGGGUCGACACUGGUCGUGACUGACUUAUAUGGUCCAACAUCCUCUGUUCCCAAGACGGUGAUAUCCUUCACGCCGUUCCAUACUAGACAUCAGUCUCCCGUUCACUACACGGUCAUUCAAGCGACGGCAAAUCAUCAUGAUUGACAAAACCUUCACAUUCAUCGCGGGCGCUGCCCAAAACUCUCCACUAUUAUUCCUAGCUUACUUUACCGCGGCUUCUGCAUUGUUAUACCUGCUCAUCACAGAAUUACAAAGAACCAAGGUUCGAAUUCCUGGAUUCGGUGGUCCUCCGGGCCUGCCUAUGAUUGGCAACCUUCAUCAGAUUCGAGUCAAUGCAGCUGAGCAGUAUCGUCAGUGGGCCAAGAAGUACGGCCCCGUCUAUCAAAUUAUGCUGGGCAAUGUUCCUGUCGUCGUGGUAAACUCGGCAAAAUCUGCUAGAGAGAUAUUUGGCGCCAACUCCCAGGCGCUUGCUUCAAGGCCGGAGUUCUACACCUUUCACAAAGUUGUUAGCUCAACCGCAGGAACAACCAUAGGAACAUCGCCAUUCAGCGAGAGUUUGAAGCGUCGGAGGAAGGGCGCGGCGAGCGCUCUGAACAAGCCCAGCGUUGCAACCUACAUUCCACACAUCGAUGUGGAGACUCGCGACUUUUUGCAGGAGUUCUUGACAUACGGCGAUUCCGGCAAGAAGCCGGUAGAUCCUAUGCCGAUGAUUCAACGUCUAUCUUUGUCACUGGCGUUGACGUUGAACUGGGGAACAAGAAUGGCAUCACAGAAUGAUAAAUUGUUUGGUGAAAUUACUCAUGUUGAGGAAGAGGUUUCCAAGUUCCGCUCGACUACAGGCAACCUUCAAGACUACCUACCUCUCCUUCGGCUUAACCCAUUCAACUUUGGUAAAGUUCAUGCACGCGAGAUGCGCCAGCGAAGAGACGUAUAUUUAAAGAAAUUGAAUGAUGAUCUAGACGACCGCAUGGCCAAGGGCACGCACAAGCCAUGCAUCCAAGCCAACAUCAUCCUCGACAAGGAAGCCAAGCUCAAUCAAGAAGAGCUCAUUUCCAUCUCGUUGACCAUGCUUUCUGGCGGUCUAGACACGCUCACGACACUUGUCGCAUGGUCAAUGGCAUUGUUGGCACAACGACCCGAUAUCCAAGAAAAGGCUCUGAAGGAGAUCCGCGCCGUGUAUCCCGAAGAUCAGAUCCUCUGCGACGCCAACGAUGACCAAUCCAUUCCUUACAUCUGUGCUCUCGUGCGCGAGCUGUUGCGCUUCUACACCGUGCUCCGACUGUCUUUGCCACGCGGCACGGUCAAGGAUGUUGUUUACAAUGGGCACACCAUCCCCUCGGGCAGCGUGGUAUUUUUGAACGCUUGGUCAUGCAAUAUGGACGACGAAGUCUGGACGGACCCUGAGGUGUUCCGACCUGAACGCUGGCUGGAGCAGCCCGAUGCACCUCUGUUCACGUACGGUUUGGGCUAUCGCAUGUGCGCCGGAAGUUUGCUGGCCAACCGCGAGAUGUACACUAUCUACUUGCGCAUGCUGUCUGCGUUUGACAUCCAGGAUGCCAGAGCUGUGGAUGGUGGGGUCAUGAAUACUCACCCUGUCGAGGGUGUUGAGGAUCAGACGCAGCUUGUCAGCGUGCCGAAACGGUAUACAGUCAAACUGGUGCCGCGGAACGAAACCGUGCUGAGGCAGGCUUUGGAUGACUUUGUCGAGGAGAAGCAUUGAUUUGCGGGUCUAUACAACAGCUAUUCGCUGUAGCACUUUACUUGCUCGUUUGCAUGAACUGGAGUUGUGGAAAUACUCCUCAUCAUUGCAUUCUUAGAGUGGCAUUGUACAUUGUACCCGAAUUCGUCUUGU